This is a messenger RNA of Neolamprologus brichardi, 2028 nucleotides long. The record is from RefSeq and is a predicted model, not a curated record. Lineage: Eukaryota; Metazoa; Chordata; Actinopteri; Cichliformes; Cichlidae.
AUGAGUCUUCAGGCAAAACAGGAAAAGAUGAAAUCUGAUUUGCAGCAGAAAAUUCACAUAAGAGAGCUCAAGAUGGCAGAAGUCAGAUCAUCGGAAAUAGACUGCAAGGGUACUCUGGAUGCUGAAUGGUUGGAAGUCAAUCAUUUCUUCUCAGAGGCUAUCAGAGUUGUGGAAGAUGCUCGAAAGAAAGCGCUUAAGCCUCUGGAGGAUAGGAGACAGAAAGUGAAAGGAGAUGCUCAGGAUAUCAUCCAGAAGCUGCAAAGAGAAAUUGAUGUGCUCAAAAAGGCCAUUGCUGAAGCACCCAAAAACCCAGACUUGGAGGUUUCUCCACUAACAGGCCUGAAUGAAUCUACUGACUGGAAAAAUGUACAAGUUGACACUUCACUCUUCUUUGGCACACUGAGAACUACGACUUCAGCCAUGAUGAAGCAAAUUCACGACAAACUGGAAAAACUCUCAUCCAUCGAACUCAGGAGGAUUACUAAAUUUGCAGUGGACGUGAAGCUGGACCCGGCGACCGCACACCAAAGCCUUGAAAUUUCUGAUAAUGGGAAAAAAGUGAGAGAUAGUGGAAAGAUGUCGAAAGAUCCUGAUUCUCCACAGAGGUUUAAUAUGUUUGGAAGUAUCCUGGGGCUCAACAGGCUGUCCUCUGGCAGGGCAUACUGGGAGGUGGAGGUCAGCAAAAAGACCGGGUGGGAUCUGGGUGUGGCGAGACGAGACGCAAACCGCAAGGGGAAACUCUCAAUCAGUCCUGACAAUGGUUACUGGGCUACUGUACAUUAUGAAGACCAGAAAUAUUCAGCCCUGACAACACCACCAGUGAGCCUUUCACCUAAAAGGAAACCUCAGAAAGUAGGGGUGUUUGUAGAUUACGAGGAAGGUCUCGUGUCCUUUUACGAUGUGACGUCUCAGUCUCACAUCUACUCAUUUACUGAGUGUUUGUUCGGUGGUGAGAUCCUUCCAUACUUCAGUCCACAUCUGAAACAAAAUGAGAAAAACAGCAAUCCUCUGAUUAUCACUGCUGUGCAAAAGCAGUAGUAAUCACAAGCACUGGAUCUGGUGCAGUGAAUGCAUCACUGGUAAGCAAUAUAUGUGUCCAGGUGUGCAGUAACAGUUUAAUGUUUUUUCUGUGUGCAAACAGAGUUUUCUUAGAUUUUCCAAGAUUGUCCAAAUUUCAACAUUUUUCAUUUUUCUACAUUUUUUAUUAUAACAUGCAUAAAGAUCACCUGACUCAGGUUUUUAUGUACCAUAUUUUCUAUUCAGUGUGCAGUAACAGUUUGCUCACCUGCCCAUCGGGCAUUUGAUCGGUCAAAUUUCAACAUUUUUCUUAUAACAUGCAUUAAUGAAGAUCCUCUGACUGAGGCAUCAAUUUUAGAGUUUUAUUUUUUAUGUACUAUAUUUUCUAACUUUUAACAUUUGAAAAGUAAAAGUAAAAGUAAAAGGGUUAUUCAGGACUCAGGAUCUAUGACACACGGGGAGCCAGGGAUCAAACCACCAACCUUACCAUUAGCAAAUGGCCUGCUCUAGCAACUAAGCCACAGGGGCCCUGUUUUUGAAAGUUGACUUUAAAAUAUUAGCUUACAUCAUAUGUCUUGACUGAUGUCCUAAGAGUUGCAAGACUGGAAUACUUGAAAUCUCUGUGCCUGUGACAUUUGGACUCUGCUGAUUCUUUUCUGCUUUGUACAGCUGUAGUCCACUCCACCGCCAUAUAAACACAUACAGCACCCCCUUCCCACAGCUCUAACUAUAAAUGCUGUUUGUUAUAAUUGUUGACCAAAGGAUGGAUUACAAGUCCUGCUUGUUUGUCGUGUUUUUGCUGAUUGUCCAUCACUUAUUGUAUCAACAAACUGUUUACUUACUUACUCUUUGUAGCUCUGUUUUACAGAUCCUUUUUUGUAACUAUUUCCUUCUGUUCAACCAUUUGUUUCAUUUUGUACUUUUUCUACUCAGACUUCUUAUAUUGUGGUGUUCAGGAAUCGCUGUAUGUCAUUUAAAAGAUGUGUGUCAUAUAAUCUAUGACAUUAAAUG